Messenger RNA from Ostrea edulis (European flat oyster), 1692 nucleotides. RefSeq lists its product as uncharacterized. The coding region runs from base 122 to 1375 and encodes 417 amino acids. Gene Ontology annotation, molecular function: calcium ion binding. NCBI's taxonomy places the organism in Eukaryota, Metazoa, Mollusca, Bivalvia, Ostreida, Ostreidae. The transcript has 9 exons. The record is from RefSeq and is a predicted model, not a curated record.
GUUACUUAAGAAUUCUGAAAACAAUCCAUCCUUUGUCAAACCAAUAGUGGGUCACGCCGAAUCGGUACUGAUAUACCUAUUCAUAUGUUCAAUAUUGUCUGAAUACUCUGCUGGGGAAAACAUGGUGGAUGCAUUGACGGACGAGGAAAUUUUGGAAUUCCGCGAAGCCUUCAGUCUUUUUGACAAGGAUGGUUCUGGAAAUAUUUCUGGGGGUGAGCUUGCGUCAGUGAUGAAAUCUUUGGGUCAAAACCCUACCGCCGCUGAGCUGGACGAACUCAUCAACGAAGUGGAUCAAGAUGGCAAUGGGGAAAUCGACUUCAACGAAUUCCUUCAGAUGAUGUCGAAGAAGAUGAAAGAGACGGAUACAGAAGAUGAAAUUCGUGAGGCGUUCCGAGUGUUUGAUGAUGGCGGAAGUGGAUCCAUUAGCUCCAACCAGCUGUUACUUAUCCUAACAACCAUGGGUGACAAGCCGAGACUGACAGAAGAAGAGGCAAAAGAGGCUGUCAAAGUGGCCGAUAUAGACGGGGAUGGGGAUAUUAAUUACAUUGAGUUUAGGGAAGCUUUCAGUCUUUUUGACAAGGAUGGUGACGAGACCAUUACGACUAAAGAACUGGGAACGGUCAUGAGAUCGCUCGGUCAGAAUCCAACGGAAGCGGAACUGCAGGAAAUGAUCCUGGAAGUGGACGUGGAUGGUGACGGAACAAUAGAUUUCGAUGAAUUUCUACAAAUGAUGGCGAAGAAAAUGAAAGACACAGAUUCGGAGGAGGAACUAAAAUCAGCCUUCAAAGUGUUUGACAGAGACAAUGUAGGGUUUAUCAACGGGCAAAACUUACGCAACGUAAUGACAAAUCUGGGAGAGAAACUGACAGAUGAAGAAGUGGAUGAGAUGAUUCGUGAGGCGGAUCUGGACGGGGAUGGCUUGAUAAAUUAUCAAGAAUAUCGAGAAGCUUUUAAUUUAUUCGACAAAGAUGGCGACGGGAGCAUCACAACUAGUGAGCUGGGCGUGGUCAUGAGAUCUCUGGGUCAGGAACCUACCGUCAAAGAGCUAGAGAACAUGAUUAAAGAAAUCGACGAGGAUGGAAAUGGUGCCAUAGAUUUCGAUGAAUUUUUACACAUGAUGGCGAAGAAGCAAGCAGAAUGUCCAGAUCCGGAAGAGGAGUUGAGAGAGGCGUUCCAAGUGUUUGACAAGGAUGGGAACGGUUAUAUUAGCAAAGAGGAGCUUCAUCAAGUAAUGAACAAUCUGGGCGAGAAGCUGACGGACGAGGAGAUAGCUGACAUGAUUAGGGAGGCGGAUGUAGACGGCGAUGGACAGGUCAAUUACCGGGAAUUUGUCAGUAUGAUGGAGAAACCUUCCAACCUUUCCGCCAGUACAUGAUAUAUAAAUUUCAAAGGCAACAGAGGAAGUAUCGCUGCUAUUGAUGGUUAACACCGAGCUAGCAAUUUCUAUAGGGCUUCGUUCUGUUAGACGGAGAGCGAAACACUACACGAGUGCUGGCUUCACUAAUCAUGUUAUUCUAUUUUUAAAUUAAUAAUUAUAAUGUUAUUAAGGCGCGGAUCAUGUGGUUUUAAGGUGUGUAGAUGCAAGUGUUUGGUUUGUUUGUAUUUUCACUUUUUAUUCUAAUGAAUCAGCUUAAAGAUGUAUUUGGCACAUUCCAGAUGUUUGGUUUUUCUCAAUAAAUUAUCUAACAUGAA